GCACAGUGGUGGGCGCUCCCGUCCCGGCUUGUAACGCAGCCUUCCCCGCCCCUCCAGUCCCCGCAGCCAUGUUCAGUUGGGUGAGCAAGGACGCGCGGCGGCGGAAGGAGCCAGAGCUGUUCCGCACGGUCUCGGAGGGGCUGAAGCAGCUCUACGCCACCAAGCUGCUGCCCCUGGAGGAGUAUUACCGCUUCCACGACUUCCACUCCCCGGCGCUGGAGCCGGCCGACUGGGAGAACAAGCCCAUGGUGCUGCUGGUGGGGCAGUACAGCACCGGCAAGACCACCUUCAUCCGGCACCUCAUCGAGCAGGACUUCCCGGGCAUGCGCAUCGGGCCCGAGCCCACCACCGACUCCUUCAUCGCCGUCAUGGGCGGCGAGACCGAGGGCGUCGUCCCUGGCAACGCCCUGGUGGUCGACCCGCGGCGGCCCUUCCGCAAGCUCAACUCCUUCGGCAACGCUUUUCUCAACAGGUUCAUGUGUGCCCAACUACCCAACCCUGUCUUGGAUAGCAUCAGUAUCAUUGACACACCUGGUAUCCUCUCAGGAGAGAAGCAGCGCAUAAGCAGAGGCUAUGACUUUGCUGCAGUACUGGAGUGGUUUGCAGAGCGUGUGGACCGUAUUAUCCUCCUCUUCGAUGCUCACAAGCUGGACAUCUCAGAUGAGUUUUCAGAGGUGAUCAAGGCCCUGAAGAACCAUGAGGACAAGAUUCGGGUGGUGCUGAACAAAGCUGACCAGAUUGAAACACAACAGCUGAUGCGGGUCUAUGGUGCCCUCAUGUGGUCACUGGGGAAGAUCAUAAACACCCCAGAGGUGGUACGGGUCUACAUUGGCUCCUUCUGGUCCCAGCCACUCCUCAUCCCUGAUAACAGGAAGCUCUUUGAAGCAGAAGAGCAGGAUCUCUUCAAAGAUAUCCAGUCCCUGCCCAGGAAUGCUGCACUCCGCAAGCUCAAUGACCUCAUCAAGAGAGCCAGGCUAGCUAAGGUCCAUGCCUACAUAAUCUCUUCUCUGAAGAAGGAGAUGCCCAAUGUCUUUGGGAAGGAGAGCAGAAAGAAGGAGCUGGUGAACAACCUGGGCGAGAUCUACUUGAAGAUUGAGCGGGAGCAUCAGAUUUCACCUGGGGACUUCCCCAAUCUGCGCAAGAUGCAGGAGCUCCUGCAGAGCCAAGACUUCAGCAAGUUCCAGCUCCUGAAGCCCAAGCUGCUGGACGCAGUUGAUGACAUGCUGGCCAAUGACAUUGCCCGGCUCAUGGUGAUGGUGCGGCAGGAAGAAUCUCAGAUGCCCACCCAGGCAGUGAAGGGCGGGGCCUUUGAGGGCACUAUGAAUGGGCCCUUUGGCCAUGGCUAUGGGGAGGGGGCUGGCGAGGGCAUUGAUGACAUUGAGUGGGUGGUAGGAAAGGACAAGCCCAGCUAUGAUGAGAUCUUCUACACCCUCUCACCUGUCAAUGGUAAGAUCACAGGGGCCAAUGCCAAGAAGGAGAUGGUGAAAUCCAAGUUGCCCAACACCGUCCUGGGCAAGAUCUGGAAACUGGCUGAUGUGGACAAAGAUGGAUUCUUGGAUGAUGAGGAGUUUGCCCUGGCCAACCACUUGAUCAAGGUGAAGCUAGAAGGGCAUGAGCUGCCUGCAGAACUGCCCCCCCAUCUUGUGCCCCCCUCCAAACGCAGACAUGAAUGAUUCCCCAGGGUCCUUUAAAUGGGGGAUGGGGGAAAUGGGCAGCCAGAUGCCUGGAUUUCAACCUCUAACUCUGCUAAAGAUCCACAACCCCUGAGAGCUGGUGGACAAUUUGAAUUUUACUUCAAAGGGCACUGAACUUGCACCUUCCUUCCAAAUGCCCCAUCUAAGCGAGUGAUAAGACCUGAAUGAAACCCUCAUACAUGUCGUAUUGUGCACAAGAAUGCUAUUUUAAUAUAUUCAAGGCAACA
Messenger RNA from Chelonoidis abingdonii (Abingdon island giant tortoise), 1921 nucleotides. RefSeq names its product EH domain containing 1 (gene EHD1). Gene Ontology annotation, molecular function: GTP binding; protein binding; calcium ion binding. Lineage: Eukaryota; Metazoa; Chordata; Testudines; Testudinidae. Gene Ontology annotation, cellular component: cytoplasm; plasma membrane. The record is from RefSeq and is a predicted model, not a curated record. Gene Ontology annotation, biological process: endocytosis; endosomal transport.